UUCAUUCUUGCUUUUGGGGAAAUUUCUGUACCAUUGAAGGAUAUAACGAAGCUGAUGUUGUUGCCCAUUGUCAAGGAUGAAGAUCCAUGCCACAUAGCCCUGACGCAACAUGAAAGCUUUAUCCAAGCAGCCUUGAAGAAGCUGAUGAAGGAAAAUGCAAGUACUUGGUCCUGGUCAUGGAGAGGAGAGUAUAACAUCAAUUUUCUGACAUGGAUUUGGUAUUUCCGGACUAGUGAAGGCAAAGCCUUCCUCACAACUUGGUUGAGCAAGUUUAUCUUUGGAGGUUUUUCAAACCAUGAGAUUAUGGUUGAUUGUAUUCCAUUGGCUACACGCUUGGCUGAAGGAGUGAAGCUUUUCUUAGCUCUGUUGAUGUUAGGUGCACUUUACCACAUGCUUGACUUGCUUUAUUUUGAUGAGAUUCUUUGUGCCAGAUAUUACAUCAUCGAGACAUAUGUUUGUUUAUCUUUGCUGCAAAUCUUUGCAUGGGAGAGGUUUCAUCCUUACCACUUUGGCCGUGUUACCAGCAGUAAAGAUUUGGAGUACCCCAUGGCGAAGUGUGGCUAUACCAAUGGGAUGUCUCCGCUAACUUGUUUAUGGAAAGGAGAAAGAAAGGUAAAAGGCCAAGUAGUUCUCGAGGUUAACAGCUUCCUUGAUGAUCAUGACAGCUUUAAUUUUCACACACACAAGACUAUGUUGGAGACAUUUGCACUACCAAAGGUAAGUUUAUUUAAUAAAACACUUACACUGAUGCCUGAAAAUCAAAUUGUGGACUUCGCUAUAGGGAACUUAGGCCAUUUGAAGAUGUUGACGGUGAUAAUGCCAUCUAUGUUGCCAUGCAUCACGUGGCAAGGGUUGUGGGGUCUUGAGAGCUAUUGUCCAAAAAGAGUUGCAUGGAAAUUCAGCUAUGACCAAGAUAUACCUUCACCCUCUUUCUCAAACAAGUCAUAUUGGGAUAUUGUUAUGAGGCCUUACAUUGUUGAGAUUGCCACAGCCAUGUGAAGUGAAAGUGUUGCCACACUCAGAUUUUUCAACCAUGCUAAGGUAUUGACUAUGUCAUCCUUGAUGUUGAAAUAUUGGGAAACAUUUUUGAAGAAGUUUGGUGCCUUUCUCCAAUCACCGCCAGAAAUUGUUGCAUAUGAUGUCACUUCUAGAAUGUGACCGUCUUUUUGUAGACAAUAAUUCUUUCUUGAGUUAUUGCAACAAACAUUUUUGGGGUUUCUUAAAUAGAGAAAAUAAUGAAAUGUGGGUACUUGU
Molecule: messenger RNA, 1254 nt
Organism: Rubroshorea leprosula
Lineage: Eukaryota; Viridiplantae; Streptophyta; Magnoliopsida; Malvales; Dipterocarpaceae
Source: the annotation of a GenBank genome assembly